AUGAAACUCCAUUCGUUUCCCCCGCCGCAAGGUGGCCAUGUCACGACGACUGUUCUGAUAAACAAUGUUCACUGUGCAUCCUGCCUUUCCUACAUCCAGGAUGUCCUCAGCACAUUACAGCCUGCGCCACUGACGAUUAGUGCUAACUACAUAUCACACGAAGUGACGAUAGUCCACUUUCCCGACCACUCUGCAAACGACAUCGCUCGAGCUUUAUCGGAUGCAGCAUUCGAAGUGCAGAGUGUGCAGACCGUCGACGAAUCCGGCCAUGUUAUUUACGAGCAAGAUUUGGUCCAGACCAAUCAAGAAUGGUUGGACCAGGCUGCUCAUAUGCUGAGCGAACAAACAUCAACUCUGCCACGGUACCAGACGGCAGCACAUUAUGAAUUCAGAGACGAUGCCGGCUACCAAUUUAAUGAGAAGCAUUUAGACCACUGUGUUCUUUGUCAAAGAUCGAACGAAAAAUUGGACACGUCGCAGGAUGUAAUCGUGGCGAUACCUGAGGCGCAAAGUUUUACAGCCACUCUCAGUAUCACUGGGAUGACUUGUGCGGCAUGCAUUCUCUCCAUUAAUGAAGGGGUUCAAGGACUGGAGUUCUUGACGGAUGUUAGCGUCAAUUUACUUACUAAUAGUGCAACUGUCACCUUUACCGGCCCGAAGGAUAACAUAGAUCAGAUUGUCGAGAGAAUCGAAGAUAGAGGAUAUGACUGCGACGUCGAGAGCGUCGUUGAAGUUGGACAACCUCAGCAAGCAAGCCAGGUGGUGGAAAGGACAAUCAUGAUCAGAAUCGCAGGAAUGUUCUGCGAUCAAUGCCCACGACGGGUUGUCGAAGCUUUUUCAUCACCGUUCCAGGGACGACUUGCCAUCGACAAACCACCAUCGUACGACGACCCUAUCAUCGUGAUUACAUAUCGUCCCCAACCUGGCAUCAUUACUAUCAGAAGUAUCCUAGGUAUCAUACAUGGAGUCAGCGACCAACUCAGAGCCACUAUAUACCAUCCUCCAACGAUUGAAGAGCGCUCGCGAGUUAUGCAGCUCCACGAACGGCGUCGUCUACUCCUGCGGCUUCUCCUCAGCUUCAUCGUCGCAAUUCCAACCUUCCUCAUCAGUGUCAUCUGGAUGAGUCUAGUUCCCUCAACCAACCGUGUACGGAUAUUCUUCCAACAAAACAUGUGGACUGGCGCCGACACUCGCGCCGAGUGGGCGCUUUUCUUCCUUGCAACGCCUGUGAUGUUCCUCGCUGCCGACGUCUUUCACGUUAGGGCAAUCAAGGAAAUCCGAGCGUUAUGGAGCCGGAAUAGUCAAGUCCCAGUUCUUCGCAGAUUUUACCGUUUCGGAAGCAUGAAUCUGCUCAUGUCCGCGGGAACGUCGGUGGCGUACUUCCCUUCGAUCGCUGUACUUGCCUUAGACGCGCAACAAACUGGGCAACGCAACAGGCGACCAUCAACAUACUUCGACACGGUUGUGUUCUUGACGAUGUUCAUUCUCGCUGGACGCUACUUAGAAGCCUACAGUAAAUCUAAAGCCGGUGAUGCUGUCACAAUGCUCGGAAAGCUCCGGCCAACCGAAGCUUUACUCGUGAGCUCCAAUUCGGAAUCGGAAGAGAGUGUCAAUGUCGAUAUUCUUGAAAUCGGAGAUGUUGUCCGAGUACUUCAUGGCGCAUCCCCACCAGCCGAUGGCACAAUCAUCCUAGGCAGUUCCACGUUCGACGAAAGCUCUUUGACAGGAGAGUCUCGGCCUAUCACCAAGAACGCUGGCGAUCAAGUCUUUACCGGAACAGUCAACACCGGUAAACCGAUAAAUAUCCGAGUCACGGGAGUCUCGGGUGCAUCCAUGCUCGACCAAAUCGUCAAAGUCGUCCGUGAAGGGCAGGCAAAAAGAGCUCCAGUGGAGAGGGUGGCUGAUAUAUUGACGGGGUACUUCGUUCCAGUCAUUACCCUCAUCGCUGUAUCAACGUUUACUGUCUGGUUUGGACUAGGUCAGGGUGGGGUGCUCCCGGAGAGCUGGCUUGAUGUCGACACAGGUGGAUGGGCAUUCUGGGCAUUACAGUUUGCCAUUGCAGUCUUUGUCGGCGCGUGCCCCUGCGGCAUUGCCCUUGCUGCCCCAACAGCUUCAUUCGUGGGUUCUGGACUAGCCGCACAACAUGGAAUAUUGGUCAAAGGAGGAGGAGAAGCGUUUCAAGAAGCCUCUGAUCUGGACGUGGUCGUCUUUGACAAAACCGGCACGCUUACUGAGGGCGGAAAUCCGACUGUGACAAACCACGAUAUCAUAGCUUCUAGUGAGGAGAAUAUGAGGGACAUCUGGGCAAUCACGCAAGCGCUGGAGGAGUCUUCAAGCCACCCCAUAGCAAAAGCAAUUGCUACGCUCUGUAAAGAACAAAAUCGCACGACCAUCGCCGACUCUUCGAUUGAAGAACUGCCUGGUCGCGGUCUCAAAGGCACAUUUACUAUCCAUACGCCCGCCAACGAUACUCAGUACGAAGCUGCCAUCGGCAGUGAAGCUUUCAUCUCCUCCCUCGGCACUCCGAUAACCACCGAGCAGUCCAACGUUGUUUCUAUAUGGAAAUCUGCCGGUAAAAGUGUCGCUCUUCUGGCAUUACGUCCACUAUCCCUCUCAGGCGGCGACGGAACCACUUUCAAACUUGUUGCACAAUUUGCGACCACUGAUUCUCUCCGCCCUGAAGCUGCUUUCGUCCUUUCUGCUCUGCGUGAGCAAGGGUUAAGUAUCUGGAUGAUCUCUGGCGACAACCCCACAACUGCAACAGCAGUUGGGCAUCAACUAGGUAUCCCUGCCACCAAUAUAAUUGCUGGCGUUCUCCCUUCGGAAAAAGCCGAACGAAUCCGCUGGCUACAAGACUCCGCCCCUAGACGUAACGGGAAACCAGGAAGAGCAAUGGUUGCUAUGGUUGGAGACGGUAUCAACGAUUCUCCCGCACUCACUGCCGCGGACGCCGGAAUUGCCAUCGGCUCUGGCUCAGAUGUCGCCAUAUCAAGUGCCAAAUUCGUGCUAGUGUCCUCAAACCUGCACUCCCUGUUGACUCUUAUCACACUCUCCCGCGCUGUUUUCCGGAGAGUCAAGUUUAACUUUGCCUGGGCACUGGUGUACAACGCUGCCUUAGUUCCGAUCGCGGCAGGAGUGAUUUAUCCGGCGCCUGGACACCCGAAGCUGAACCCUGUCUGGGCGAGUCUGGCCAUGGCGUUGAGUUCUCUGAGCGUCAUAUCCUCUAGUCUGGUUAUGAGAACAGGCAUUCGUGUCAUUGGGUAUAGGGCAUCAGGGAGCCAGAGGAAAGACAAGGCCCAGCCGGGCUUCCACUGA
Molecule: messenger RNA, 3315 nt
Organism: Exophiala spinifera
Lineage: Eukaryota; Fungi; Ascomycota; Eurotiomycetes; Chaetothyriales; Herpotrichiellaceae
Exons: 1
Coding region: 1-3315 (1104 amino acids)
Biological process (GO): copper ion homeostasis; monoatomic cation transport
Cellular component (GO): membrane
Molecular function (GO): ATP hydrolysis activity; copper ion binding; P-type divalent copper transporter activity
Source: RefSeq, a predicted model, not a curated record